UCGCCGCCGCCGCCCAGCCUCGCCUCGCGCGCCUCCCAGCUCUUCACAGAGCAGCCCGGAGCUAGGAGUGGUCCAGAGCCCGAGGGUGGGAAGGGCGAGUCUGUCUGGCUUUUUCCCUCUCCGGCUUCUUUUCCCUCCUCCUUCCCACUUGUGUGCGGACGAGUGUGUGAGCCAUGGAACGAGGAGCCUGGACUCUGCAGCGUGCCGCUCUCGCCCUCCUUUGCGCUUGGUGUGCACUGAACAGCGCAAAAGCCAGGAGGCAGUUUGUCAAUGAAUGGGCGGCGGAGAUCCCCGGGGGCCCGGAGGCAGCCUCGGCCAUCGCUGAGGAGCUGGGCUAUGACCUUUUGGGUCAGAUUGGAUCACUUGAAAAUCACUACUUAUUCAAACAUAAAAACCAUCCCCGAAGGUCUAGAAGAAGUGCCCUCCACAUUACGAAGAGAUUAUCUGAUGAUGACCGUGUGAUCUGGGCUGAACAACAAUAUGAGAAAGAGAGAAGCAAACGUUCUGCUCUAGGAGACUCUGCAUUGAACCUCUUCAAUGAUCCCAUGUGGAACCAGCAGUGGUACUUGCAAGACACCAGGAUGACUGCAGCCCUGCCCAAGCUGGAUCUUCAUGUGAUACCUGUUUGGCAAAAAGGCAUCACGGGUAAAGGAGUUGUUAUCACUGUACUGGAUGAUGGCCUGGAGUGGAACCACACAGACAUUUAUGCCAAUUAUGAUCCAGAGGCUAGCUAUGAUUUUAACGAUAAUGACCACGAUCCAUUUCCCCGAUAUGAUCCCACAAAUGAGAACAAACACGGGACCAGGUGUGCAGGAGAGAUUGCCAUGCAAGCCAACAAUCACAAGUGUGGAGUGGGAGUUGCAUACAACUCCAGGGUCGGAGGCAUAAGAAUGCUGGACGGCAUUGUGACUGAUGCCAUUGAGGCCAGUUCCAUUGGAUUCAACCCUGGACAUGUGGACAUUUACAGUGCAAGCUGGGGCCCUAAUGAUGAUGGGAAAACCGUGGAGGGGCCUGGACGGCUAGCCCAGAAAGCUUUUGAAUAUGGUGUCAAACAGGGAAGACAAGGGAAGGGCUCCAUCUUCGUCUGGGCCUCGGGGAACGGCGGCCGGCAGGGGGACAACUGUGACUGCGAUGGCUACACCGACAGCAUCUACACCAUCUCCAUCAGCAGUGCCUCCCAGCAAGGCCUGUCCCCUUGGUAUGCUGAGAAGUGCUCCUCCACGCUGGCCACCUCGUACAGCAGUGGGGACUACACUGACCAGCGAAUCACCAGCGCGGACCUGCACAAUGACUGCACUGAGACCCACACGGGCACCUCGGCCUCCGCACCCCUGGCUGCCGGCAUCUUCGCUCUGGCCCUGGAAGCAAACCCAAAUCUCACCUGGCGAGACAUGCAGCACCUGGUUGUCUGGACCUCUGAGUAUGACCCAUUAGCCAAUAAUCCGGGCUGGAAAAAGAAUGGGGCAGGCCUGAUGGUGAACAGUCGAUUUGGCUUCGGCUUGCUGAAUGCCAAGGCUCUGGUGGAUCUGGCAGACCCCCGGACCUGGAGCAGCGUGCCGGAGAAGAAGGAGUGUGUGGUAAAGGACAACGACUUUGAGCCCAGAGCCCUGAAAGCUAACGGAGAAGUUAUCAUUGAAAUCCCGACGAGAGCUUGUGAAGGCCAAGAGAACGCCAUCCAGUCCCUAGAGCACGUGCAGUUUGAAGCAACAAUUGAAUAUUCCCGCAGAGGAGACCUGCACGUCACACUGACUUCUGCUGCUGGAACCAGCACAGUACUGCUGGCUGAGCGAGAGCGGGAUACAUCUCCUAAUGGCUUUAAGAACUGGGACUUCAUGUCUGUUCACACCUGGGGAGAGAACCCCACAGGCACAUGGACUUUGCGAAUUGCAGACAUGUCCGGGAGGAUGCAGAACGAAGGACGAAUCGUGAACUGGAAGCUGAUUCUGCACGGGACCUCUUCCCAGCCCGAGCACAUGAAACAGCCCCGUGUCUACACAUCCUACAACACGGUCCAGAACGACAGGAGAGGGGUGGAGAGGAUGGCGGAUGCCCGUGAGGAGCAGCCCACCCAGGAGAACCCUAAGGCCAAGGCCCUGGUGUCCAACAGCCCCAGCAACAUUAGUGUGGGAGGCAGAAAGAAUGAAGUGGCCGAGGGAGCCCCUUCCCAGGCCAUGUUGCGACUCCUACAGAGCGCUUUCAGCAAAAACUUGCCUCCAAAGCCAUCGCCAAAGAAAACCCCAAGUGCAAAGCUCGACAUUCCUUACGAGAAUUUCUACGAAGCCCUGGAGAAGCUGAACAAGCCUUCCCAGCUGCAAGACUCCGAGGACAGUCUCUAUAACGACUAUGUUGAUGUGUUCUACAACACAAAACCUUACAAGCACAGAGAUGACCGGCUGCUGCAGGCCCUGGUGGACAUUCUGAACGAGGACAAUUGACUUCAGUGUGUGGCCCCCAGGGGGAAAUAUUCACACACCUUCCUUCUUCUAUUUUGCCAGUGUCUAAAGUGAUUGUUUUGUCAUUGAUUCCUAAGCUUACAGCAUUUUUUAUCUUUUUCUCCCCAAAACUGUAUGUGUGAAGGGGAUAAGCUCAAAUAGGAAAUCCAACCUCCAGAAUCGAACAUAGCUCUUUUAGAACAUGUCUUCCCUGCCCGCACAAGGGAUGUGCUUUCUUCUCUAUGGGCCACAGAUGACACAUGGUCCUCACUCCACAUGGGAAUGCCUCCAUGAGCCCAUUUCAUUUCUCAAAAAAAAAAAAAAAAAAAAAAAAAAAAAAAAAAAGGCAAGUCUGGGCUUUUUAAUUGGUUGCAAAUAAUUAAUUUGUGAAAGUCAUCUGCAAAGAAUGGGUGAGGGGGAAACCUGCUGUGUUGCUUGUUCCUUGUAUUUCCCUGUGGGUCUUUGAAUUUGGAAGGCUUCUAAUGAAUGAGUUUACAGUUAGACUCAUACCCCAGGCCUUUCAAUUCCCAAGCACUACAUAUUCUGGGAGUGGCAAUCUGGACAUCUAGGGUGAAAGCUGGGCUAUUUAGAUCUAGAAACAAACCUUAAAACCUGCAUUAUCAGGAUACAGUGGUUCUCGAAUGUUCUUUGCUUGGUGCACCACAUGGAGGCCCCUGCUGUGUGCCCUGGGCUUCCUCUAUUUCUCCGUCUCCUGCAGGUUUUCUGUACCUAGCUCCUUUGUCAGCCACAAAUUUAAUAUUGAGAGGACUCCUCUAAAUCAUUCUCCCCCAAACAAACUUACACUUGGGACUUGGCAAAUUCCUAGCCAUAAAUUUUUACAGCCAGAAUAAACCACUGGUAACCUGGAAAAUCAGUGUAAUCACAGGAAAAUGUUCAUAUGGAGGAACCAAUGAGAGUUUUAAUUUUUUUUGAGUUGCGGUCAUCAGAACAGGUUGUUCUGGGUCUUUGAUAUGCAGAUGCUCACCAACCACUUCCAGGCUUCAGAUCCCAAGACAUAAAGUAGCAGCCCAAAGACCUCAUUUCCCCCUCAGGUAGACUGUGUUUGGUGUAUUGAAUGUUUGAAUAUGUGACUAUUGAAAAUAUGAAAUUUUACAUAAAACCUGGUUCUCAGAUCCAGCAGUUGGCUGGAGCUGCAUAGCUGCUGGUUAGACUUGAGUUUCAUGUCCCCCAGGGUACCCUGCUCUGUGCUGCUCACAGUAUCUUACCCGUUGCUGGCCAGUGUCCAGUAGGCAUUGGAUUUUGCCCACUUCUGCAUUAAACAAAUGCAUACAAAGUAUAAAUGCAUUAGGAUAAAACCAUGCUGGGCUUCUUUUAGGCUGGCUCUGUCAAUAAUAGUUAUGAGUUUGUUAUAACCUAGUUAAUUUAGGUUGUAUUUAUAGGCAGGAGAAAGAGUAUUUAGACUCUGAAAGUACAUCUGAAAUCUAGUUUGAUGUAUUCAUUUCCUCUCACCUCACCUGACACUCACUUGCACUAAGUGUUAACAGCCAACCUCCUGGCUUCCCUCUCCCAAUGUGCUCACGAUGUCUCCAGUGGUCUACAGUGUUGGCCUUCUCCCACUGAGUUGCUGUUUGCAAUUCUUCCAUCAACUUUGAACUUCUUAAGGCCACUGGUGGCAUAGAAUUAGUUCAAGGAGAGAACUCCGGACUCAACUUAGAAUCUGUUGCUCCCUCUGGCUUGGAGUAUUGCUGGUAAGACAAACUUCCACCCCGUCUUGUACCAUUUCUACAAUUUGUGCAGAACUAGGCUUCCCAGAGCAAAACCUGUGACACUGAGAGGAUAUUCUGCUAAAAGACGUGCAGCAUCACUUUGUCCUUGGAGAUGUUAUGUGUUUGAUAUGAAGAGCUGGUUAGAAAUUUGACUGUUGCAACACAUCAAAAAGUAUUAAAACUGAAAAGAACUAGAGUCAUUAACUUUCCAUUAAGAAAUUAAAACUAAGGCCCACAAAGGCCAACAAGUGAUCUGGAAGAGUUGGAAUUAAAACUCAUCCUUUUCCCAUUCCUAAUAUAGUGCUAAAUGUGUGAUGCUCUCUUUAUUGUUCUUCCUAAUGGCAUCUUUUCCCAGUCAAAAUCCCAACCAUCUCAUUGGGUUGCAGCCAAAGGUUCACACUUAGAGAAGCUUUAAUAUUCCAAUAAAAUCAUGGUUGAAUGUUUCCAACCUGGUGUAUAUUGUCCAGACAUAAAAUAUUUUUGUCAGUCUUUCUUAGUGCCUGUGUGGAUUUUUGUGAAAAUGUAAAAGGAAACUUAUAUAAUAUUUCCCUUGGAAUUUUAAACUAUAUUUUCUUUACAGGUAUUUAUAAUGUACCAAGGCUUUUGUCAAACAGAAUUUUAAAAGGCAUAAUAAAUUAUAUAAUGGAACCAAAAGUUUUCCUGAGAAUAAGAAAGUUUCAUCCAAUAAAAUAUUUUUGAAAGGCAUGUUCCUCUGUCAAUAAGAAAGUGUAAUAUGUAUGUGUUGUGAUAUUAAAAGUGACAUUUGUCUAAUAGCCUAAUACAAUGUAUAGCUGAGUUUAACAUGUGGUCCUAGCACUCUUACAGGAACCCCCACAUUAUACACUUGAUGUAUUAACCAGAAUAUGUAAAAUAUGCUUAUAAAUCAGAAGAAUAAAUGAUC
Lepus europaeus (European hare) is the source of this 5060-nucleotide messenger RNA. RefSeq names its product proprotein convertase subtilisin/kexin type 1 (gene PCSK1). The transcript is spliced from 14 exons. Gene Ontology annotation, molecular function: serine-type endopeptidase activity. Bases 174 to 2435 code for a protein of 753 amino acids. Gene Ontology annotation, cellular component: Golgi membrane; trans-Golgi network. Gene Ontology annotation, biological process: protein processing. NCBI's taxonomy places the organism in Eukaryota, Metazoa, Chordata, Mammalia, Lagomorpha, Leporidae. The record is from RefSeq and is a predicted model, not a curated record.